UUUUUUUUCAUUAUCUUUGAUCUGGAUUGUUUCCAUAUAUAAAUUAUUGUGUUUUACAAAAAAAAAAACCAAAAGUAGAGUUAUCUAGUCUUCUUUUUUCAGUUUUACUUUUCUACACCUUUUUUUCUUUUCAUUCUUUGCUUCUUUUCACUUGGAUCAGAAAUACAAAAUGUUUAUCACUUCGAAAGCGACAGCAACACACCAUCUUAUAAAAGCGUCACGAAACGCUUUCUUUCAACACAGUAAAGCCAUGGUCGGCUGCUGUGGCGCACGACGUAUUCAUAUCACACAAAAGUCAAAGAAUGCUGCAGCAUUACCACAAUCCAUUCCUCAAUCAGAUCGUGUGGCUAGUGUGACAACCACCGAAAGGACGGCUCGUCCUCUUCAUCCCCUCGUCUCUAAAAAGCCUUACUACCAACAACAACAACAAGAAAUGGAUGACUCCUUUGUUGGUAUGUCGGGUGGAGAAAUAUUUCAUGAAAUGAUGUUGAGACACAACGUAAAACAUAUCUUUGGCUACCCUGGUGGUGCUAUCUUGCCUGUGUUUGAUGCCAUCUAUGAGUCAAAAUAUUUUGAUUUUAUUCUUCCAAGACAUGAACAAGGUGCUGGGCAUAUGGCAGAAGGUUAUGCUAAAGCAACAGGUAAACCUGGUGUUGUUCUCGUUACAUCCGGUCCUGGCGCCACCAAUGUAGUAACAGCCAUGGCGGAUGCCUUGGCGGAUGGUAUUCCCUUGGUUGUCUUUUCCGGUCAAGUCAUCACGGGCGCCAUUGGUACCGAUGCUUUCCAAGAAGCUGAUGUGGUCGGUAUUACUCGUAGCUGUUCAAAAUGGAAUGUGAUGGUCAAAGACAUUGCUGAACUUCCGCGCCGUAUCAACGAAGCUUUCACGAUUGCCACCAGUGGUCGUCCUGGCCCUGUCCUUGUCGAUCUUCCCAAAGACAUCACGGCCGGUAUCCUCAGAAAGCCCAUCCCUACCCAUGCCAUGAUUCCUUCCCGACCCUCCACCCCUAUCAUCCCGAAUACAGCCGUGGGUGCUUUUGUCGAACAAGCACGAUCCAAACCUCAUCCUGUCAUCACCCGUGCCAUUGAACUCAUCAACAAAGCCAAACGUCCCGUCAUCUAUGCGGGUCAUGGUGUGCUGGGCCAUCCCGACGGUCCAGAGUUAAUGAGAGAAUUAUCGCAUCGCGCCAACAUUCCCGUCACCACCACACUGCAUGGUCUCGGCACCUACGAUGAAUUGGACCCGAAAGCCCUGCAUAUGCUCGGUAUGCACGGUUCUUGUUAUGCAAACUUGGCGAUGCAAAAUGCCGAUUUAAUCCUUGCCCUGGGCGCUCGCUUCGAUGAUCGUGUCACAGGUGAUAUCGCUCAUUUUGCACCCGAAGCUUUCAAGGCGGCGAAAGAAAACCGCGGCGGCAUUCUUCACUUUGAAAUCAUGCCCAAGAACAUCAACAAAGUGGUACAAGCGACCGAGGCCAUUGAAGGCGACGUGACAGAAAAUUUGAAAAAGAUCCUCCCUCAUAUCAAGCCCCAACGUCGAGAAGCGUGGUUAGACCAAAUCCAAGCUUGGAAAGAAGCGUACCCUUUCUACUACGACAAGACGGUCUCCGAUGACGAAACCCUCAAACCGCAACAAUUGAUCGAAGAAUUAGACAAGCAGACCCGAGACAAGAAAGAGAAAGUCACCAUUACCACGGGAGUAGGACAACAUCAAAUGUGGACAGCCCAAAUGUAUCGUUGGACGCAACCACGCUCUUUGAUCACGUCCGGCGGUCUCGGCACCAUGGGUUACGGUCUGCCCGCUGCCAUUGGUGCUAAAGUAGCGAAACCCGCCAAAGAUGAAAUCGUCAUCGAUAUUGACGGGGAUGCUUCUUUCUCCAUGACAGCGAUGGAAUUGGCCACCGCAGCUGAAUUCAACAUUGGUGUCAAAGUCCUUCUCCUCAACAACUCUUUCCAGGGCAUGGUGAAACAAUGGCAAGACCUCUUUUACAAAAACAGAUAUUCAGGCACCAUCAUGACCAAUCCUGAUUUUGUAAAGUUGGCUGAAGCCAUGGGUGUGAAAGCCAUUCGUGUGACAAAAGCCUCUGAAGUCGAAUCCAAGAUGAAGGAAUUCUUAGAAUACAAUGAAGGCCCUGUUCUCAUGGAUGCUGUCGUCUGUAAGAAGGAAGUGCUCUUCCCUAUGGUUCCCGGUGGCAAACCCUUGCACGAAUUCCUACUUCAUCCUCACGUUGCCGCACGAAAUCAACAGAAAAAAGACUAAGGCUCUUUUUUCCCCCCCCCAUUAUUUAUUGCUCUUGAAAAAAAAAAAAAAGAAAAUUUAUAAAUGUCCAUUUCCACUCCAUCACCUUUACUACACUUAUUUAUACAUAUAAUAUAUCCCUCAUUAUGCUUCUUGUGCACCUUUCCCAUCAACGACUCCUUUCCUUUCAAAAAAUGCAUCCUCACUCUUUUGCUCUCCAUUCUACAUAUUUUGAAAUAAAAAAUAAAAUAAAAAA
Molecule: messenger RNA, 2489 nt
Organism: Mycotypha africana
Lineage: Eukaryota; Fungi; Mucoromycota; Mucoromycetes; Mucorales; Mycotyphaceae
Product: thiamine diphosphate-binding protein
Exons: 4
Coding region: 170-2254 (694 amino acids)
Biological process (GO): L-valine biosynthetic process
Cellular component (GO): mitochondrion; acetolactate synthase complex
Molecular function (GO): acetolactate synthase activity; thiamine pyrophosphate binding; flavin adenine dinucleotide binding
Source: RefSeq, a predicted model, not a curated record